Messenger RNA from Phytophthora nicotianae INRA-310, 594 nucleotides. RefSeq lists its product as hypothetical. Lineage: Eukaryota; Oomycota; Peronosporomycetes; Peronosporales; Peronosporaceae. Bases 1 to 594 code for a protein of 197 amino acids. The transcript has 2 exons. The record is from RefSeq and is a predicted model, not a curated record.
AUGGCGGAUGACAAUGCCUGUUUCGAAGAGCAUUUCGACAACAAGAUCCCUGGCCAGUGGUGCGCUGAUUACUUCAAGCCGACCAACAACGCGUAUCAGAAGGAUUUUGACAGUAGUGCUUUGCAAGUCCAGCUCGACACGGCGUGGCACAAGGCAAGACUGCGUAACGAUGGACAAGCGGGCUUCGUCUUAAAGCUGUAUGUAUACGUGCCAAAACCAGUUGAGGCUACAACAACACUUCGUAGGGACACAGCUGCGCGUAUUCGAGAACAAAUGUCCCGCGUUGCUGAAAUGUUGCGGAAGCAAGGGAUAACCGCAGGUCCAGCUACCCCGAACUACAUGGCGGUCACGCAGGCAAGGCUUCCAGACGGACCGGUAGUGCCUAACAACACGACGUUUCAGCGGGUCCAGCACGUGGACACACGACAGGCAGCAAUUGACUCUGCCAUGCAAGAAGGCCAACAGGUAGCGACUGCAGAGUGCCAUCUUGUGCGCGUCAAGAUACAAGGCGUCCCAGUCGCAAUGGUAGUGAAAAUCAGCGAUAUCCGAUCUGCACUAGGGCUCCCUGACUACAGUUUGCGCCCACCAUUUUGA